Messenger RNA from Anolis sagrei ordinatus, 3356 nucleotides. RefSeq names its product neuronal PAS domain protein 2 (gene NPAS2). Gene Ontology annotation, biological process: regulation of transcription by RNA polymerase II; circadian regulation of gene expression. The record is from RefSeq and is a predicted model, not a curated record. Gene Ontology annotation, molecular function: DNA-binding transcription factor activity, RNA polymerase II-specific; E-box binding; protein dimerization activity. Gene Ontology annotation, cellular component: CLOCK-BMAL transcription complex; cytoplasm; nucleus. NCBI's taxonomy places the organism in Eukaryota, Metazoa, Chordata, Lepidosauria, Squamata, Anolidae.
GGGAGAGAAAGAGAGGGAGAGAGAGAGGCCGCGCGCUCUUUUUCCCGCGCAGCUGCCUUUGGUUCUCCUCCUCCUCCUCCCCACGCGCCAAAAAAGAAGCCGAAAGAGCCCACCCUUCAGCCUACCUUCUCUCGGGAAGGGAGGAGGAGGAGGAGGAGGAGGAGGAGGAGGGCGCGCGAAGGAAGCGCCUUGCCUCCCUGACCCCAUUUCGCAGCUCCCUCUUGGCCGAGAGCCUCCUCAACCCAGAGAGAGAGAGAGAGAGAGCCCCACGCAGAGAGCAUGUUGUGAGGGGAGCUUCCUCCGUGGCUCGAAGAGGAUGCCCCCUCCUCCGCGGACGCCGGGGCAGCAGCCACUUUGGAGGCGAAGGGCCCCCGCGGUCUUCGUCGCAACUUAAUGCCCGGCCCCGGCUCCGCUCUCCCUUCCCGCCAGAGCUGAGGAGGGAAGGGAGCGGGCAGCGUCCGGCAUGCGGGGCUCCCUCACACCAUGAGAGACCGGCGGCGGAGUGGCGGAAGCAGCAGCGGCAAAAAAGAAGGCGCCUCGGAGCCCCCCGUGCCUUUGAAGAGGGAGAACUCGGCCAGCCGGCAGCGCGAGUGGGAGACCCAGGGCGGCGGGAGUCCGCGCGCGCAAGUGGCCACCGCGGAUAGCAGCAGCAGCAGCGGGUGCAGCAACAGCAGCACUAGCAGUAGCACUCCCGCCGCCCCGCUUUGGCCUCGCGCCCUGGCCGCGCGCGCGCCCCUCUGCCCUCCCGCCAGGCUCCUCAGAACAAGCUGUUUAGACAGUCUAAUGGAUGAGGAUGAAAAAGACAGGGCAAAGAGGGCUUCACGUAACAAGUCUGAAAAGAAGAGGCGCGAUCAGUUCAACAUUCUCAUCAAAGAGCUCAGUUCUAUGCUUCCAGGAAACACCCGUAAAAUGGACAAAACAACAGUACUUGAAAAAGUCAUUGGCUUUCUUCAGAAGCACAAUGAAUUCUCCACACAGACAGAGAUUUGUGACACGCAACAGGAAUGGAAGCCUUCCUUUCUCAGCAAUGAAGAAUUCACUCAGUUGAUGCUGGAGGCAUUGGAUGGGUUUGUUAUAGCUGUUACAACAGAUGGAAGCAUUGUAUAUGUUUCUGACAGUAUUACUCCUCUUCUUGGACAUUUACCAUCUGAUGUAAUCGACCAGAAUUUGUUAGAUUUCCUUCCAGAACAAGAACAGCCAGACAUUUUAAAAAUAUUAUCAUCUCAUAUGCUUUUGCUAGACACUGUAGCAUCAGAUUACUUAAAAUCUGAUGAUGAUUUAGAAUUUUACUGUCAUCUUCUGAGAGGAAGUCUGAACUCCAAAGACAUUCCAACGUAUGAAUACAUAAAAUUUGUAGGAAACUUUCUGUCUUACAGUCAUGUGCCUAUAUCCACUUAUAAUGGAUUUGAUGGUGCUGUUCCAAGAGGUUACAGAACACCACUAGGAAAACAAGUCUGCUUUGUUGCUACUGUUCGGCUGGCAACACCUCAGUUUUUAAAGGAAAUGUGCAUAGUUGAGGAACCUUUAGAAGAAUUUUCUUCAAGACAUAGUUUGGAAUGGAAGUUUUUAUUUCUGGAUCACAGAGCACCACCAAUUAUAGGAUAUUUGCCUUUUGAAGUACUGGGUACUUCUGGAUAUGAUUACUAUCAUGUAGAUGACCUUCAGCUCUUAGCACAAUGCCAUGAACAUUUAAUGCAGUUUGGCAAAGGGAAGUCUUGCUGCUACCGGUUUCUGACAAAAGGACAACAGUGGAUCUGGUUGCAAACACAUUACUAUAUCACUUACCACCAGUGGAACUCCAAGCCAGAAUUCAUUGUGUGCACCCAUACAGUUCUGAGUUAUGCAGAUGUUCGAGUGGAAAGACGACGAAACGUGAUCUUGGAAGACUCACCUCCAGAAAUCAUCUCUUCAGUAUUAAAGGAAAGUAGCUCAGGUUUGGACUCUCAACAGCACUUUAGCACAAUUGAAUUAAGGGCAUCGAUUCUCAACAUGAGUCGGACACUUUCUGUAUCCUCACAAGCCUCUCUGAAAUAUGCACCUCCAUCUUUAUCUGAAAUUGCAGCCACAACAACAAAGCUCAUCCCCGAAUCGCCUUCUUUGCAAAGAACAUCCACUGUAGAGCAGGAUUUAUUAAUACAGAGGUCUAACCAGCCUUCCAGAGAUCCAGUUCAGCUCUGUGCUCAGUUUAGCAUGUUCCAAAACAUCAAGGACCAGCUUGAGCAUCGGACUCGACAACUCCAAGCCAAUAUUCAGUGGCAGCAGGAAGAACUGCAGAAAAUCCAGGAACAGCUCUGCAUGGUACAGGACUCCAACAUGCAGGUGUUUUUACAGCAGCCAACGGCAGCUCUGAAUUUCAAUAGUCCACAGCAGUCAGAACCGGAGAGGAAGUCAGUGGUUGAGCCACUUCAGCAGCAGCAUGAGGAGCAGGUCAUUGCAAGGCCUCCUCUUCAAGGGCAGGUUACAGCUUCUCAGACAGUUGAACAUCAGCUAUUAAGAGAAGAAAAUGUGUUAUCGAACCAGGACCUGGAAUCUGUGGCUACUUCACAAGGGCUUCAAGAGGGCUGCCGUUCUUCUUCAAACAAUUUGUCUUCCCAAUUUAGGGAGACCUCUGUGCUCCCACAAUCCUUGAGCAUAGCUCCACCUCCUGCCAUUCUACAGGAUAGCACUCAGCAGCACAAUACUUCAGAUUUUGGUCAUGACCGACAGUUAAGACUCUUACUGAGUCAACCUAUUCAGCCAAUGAUGCCUGGGUCAUGCCAUGCAAGGCAAUCACCAGAUGUUAAUGCAGUUGGACGCCAAGCAAAAUAUUCUCAAAGCCUUCAGGCAUUCCAAAGUUUGGAAAUGCAAGCUUCCAACAACAGUGCGCCUAUAGUGCUGUUACACCCCAGGUUUUCAGAAACACAGACUUCUCAGGCUUCGGCUUUGCAACCUAUGCAGCAACAGCAACAGCAGCAGCAAAGCUACCUGCAGGUGCAGUCUGCUGGACCUUUGCAAGGCGGGCAGGCAGAUGGUCAGGUGGUACCUUCCUACUCUUCACAGAAAGGAAGCAUAGGGUACCUUCAUGUGCAAUUGCAGCAGUAGACACCUGUUGCCAGAAGAACCACUGACUUGCCUGAAUCCUCAAACAUGCAGCAGCGUCUGCAGUAGAUCCCACUAUCACAAUCAGUGCACAUUUAGCUUUAUUCAACGGUGGCUGGGCAGGAGGAAAUGUCGGCGUUUGCGUAUGUGUUCAUUUCAAAGCUUUGUGACCUAAAGGGACUACUAAGGGUAGUCCCUUAUGGAUAGUGCAAUAGGAAAAGGAACGGGGAUUCGUUUUGCAUAUGUUUGCACUGGUUUUGUGACUGUGUUCUUGAUAU